CAUGGUCAUGGCUACAUAUCGGGCAUGUUUAUGCGAAGGGUAGAAAAUCUUUGUUCAUCAAGCUAAUGUUUUGUUUUACUUGAAAGGCAGAAAAUUAUCGAUUCUCACAUUUGUUAAACAGAAGCAGACUGUGAAGGAUCAAAUAUGGGUCAUCACAUGAUUACUAGAAGCAAGAAACAAAUGGUUACUCGAAGCAUGAAAAACAAGAAGAAUUCAGCUCCCAUCAGCAAACCAGUACUCAACACUCGAAGAAAAGGAAGGAAGAAACGUAUGAUUCCCACAAGAAAACCACCAUGUCUUCCUAGUGAAAUCAUAUCAGAAAUUCUGAGCUGGUUGCCUGUAGAUUGUUUGGUAAGGAACAAGAUCGUGUGCAAGCAAUGGUGUGAAAUAAUGCAAGAUCGCAGCUUCAUGCUAAAAAAUAUGCAUCGAAACAGGGAGUGCAGUUUUCAUUAUCGAGAACCUUACCAAGAAAAUGGGGAAACAUUUCAAUCGUUUUACACGUUUGAUGGAUUGAUCAUGGAGAGAAGCACGGACUUUAACAAGUACAGAAUCAAGAACUUGGCAUUGCACAGAGUAUUUGAUAUGCCAACUCCACCCCAUAAGAGUGAAGGCAUGCUCCCUUCUUAUGUUCAUCAAGGUUGCUACAAAGUGCUUUCUGCAUAUGGUUGUGGCAAGGAAACCAAUCAAUGUGGAGGAUUUGAAAUUCUUACACUUGGUAGAGAAGAGACACAAUCAUGGAGAGCCCUUGAUACCAGUAUUUUCAGCGACUUUAACAGAAAUAAAGAAAGAUUUUGGUCAUUUGGAAUAGGAAGGAUUGCUUAUUUUGUGAGAACGAGUAAGCUUGGAUCAGAGAGUUAUGAAGUAGUGUCUUUUGAUUUUGAGAAUGAGAGUUUUACAACUUGUGUUCUGGCAAGGAGUUGCUUCCCAGAUAGCAGUAAAGUUUAUGCCUUUAGAUGGGAAGAUUGCUUGGCUCUAGCUGAAAUAGCUAACUAUGAGCUACAUGUGUUGGUGUUGAAAGACUACAAGAAAGGAAGAUGGGCUGAAAAGAAGACUGUAAUCCCAUUGAAAUUCUUGAAGAAAGGACCAUAUAUGGAUCAUGAUCUUGAGCCUUAUAGGGCAAUAGAUGGGUUGAUUUGGUUCACGGGGUGCCUUUAUUUAGCUUAUAGUAUUGCAAAGGAAAAGAUUGUGUGUAAUAUACCAAUAAUGGAAGUACCUACAAUUAGAACAAGCCUAGUAACUUUCAAAGGAAUGAGACUAGAAUGA
Hevea brasiliensis (rubber tree) is the source of this 1263-nucleotide messenger RNA. RefSeq lists its product as uncharacterized. The record is from RefSeq and is a predicted model, not a curated record. The coding region runs from base 145 to 1263 and encodes 372 amino acids. Gene Ontology annotation, molecular function: protein binding. The transcript has a single exon. Lineage: Eukaryota; Viridiplantae; Streptophyta; Magnoliopsida; Malpighiales; Euphorbiaceae.